GAGGGUAUUUAUGGAAAUAUAUAGAAUGGGAAGGAGUAAUUAGGAGACUUCAAAGACCCUGUGAACUGGUUCGUAGUUUUAAGCUCGCUUUCUGUUGUCUUCCUCCUUGGAAGGCUCCCCCCAAAUCCUGUUCUCCAUCGGGACUAAGGGAUCUCAUCUUUGUCUCCUCUCGCCGACCUCCAUCGGAGCGAUGACGAACUCCUCCGCCGGUACGGUCGGUGGGACCGAGGAGGACGUCCUUCUCCACGGGGACCUCGUCCUUACCGUCAUCCAGGCCCGCCGCCUCCCCAACAUGGACAUGUUCUCCGAGCGCAUCCGCCGCUGCUUUGCCCCUUGCGCCACGCUGUGCACCAAAUCCGACUCUGUCGCCCCCCGCGACCAGCACCACCACCGCCGCAAGAUCAUCACCAGCGACCCCUACGUCACCGCCUCCCUCGCCGACGCCACCGUCGCCCGCACCCGCGUCAUCUCCAACUCCGAGGACCCCGUCUGGAAUGAGCAGUUCAAAAUCCCCCUCGCCCACCGCGCACCCGCUCUCGUGCUCCACGUCAAGGACGACGACGUCUUCGGCGCUGAGCACAUCGGCACCGUCUCUAUCUCCGCUGUCCACAUCGCGUCCGGCGAGAAAAUCCGAGAUUGGUUCCCCAUUCUCGGCCCCAAUGGAGAGCCUCCGAAGCCUGAUACCGCCCUUCAUCUCUCCAUCGAAUUCACCCCCGUUGCCAAGAAGCCAGAAUACCAGCACGGCAUCACCGGGGAUCCGAACAAGCUUGGGGUGAGGGAUACCUACUUCCCGCUCCGGCGGGGAGGGUCUGUCAAGCUCUACCAGGACGCUCAGGUGAGGAAGGACGAGCUCCCGGAGGUCAGGCUCGAGAGAGGCGCUGUGUUUAAGCACGAGAAUUGCUGGGAGGAUAUCUGUCAUGCGAUUCUUGAGGCGCAUCAUCUGAUUUAUCUGGUUGGCUGGUCGAUAUACCACGAGAUUAAGCUGGUGAGAGAGCCAACGCGGUCCCUGCCGAACGCAGGUAAGCUCACACUGGGAGAGCUGCUUAAGUACAAGUCGCAGGAGGGGGUGAGAGUGUGCAUGUUGGUGUGGGACGACAAGACCUCCCACGACAAAUUUUUUCUCAAGACGGGAGGUGUAAUGCAAACUCAUGAUGAGGAGACCCGGAAGUUCUUCAAGCAUUCCUCUGUUAUUUGUGUGUUAUCACCUCGUUAUGCCAGCAGUAAACUUAGCAUUUUCAAGCAGCAGGUGGUAGGGACCCUUUUUACACACCAUCAGAAAUGUGUAUUGGUCGAUACACAGGCUUCUGGAAAUGAGAGAAAGAUCACUGCUUUCAUAGGAGGCCUAGAUCUUUGUGAUGGCCGCUAUGAUACACCAGAACAUAGACUUUUUCGUGAUCUGGACACAGUAUUUUUGAAUGAUGUCCAUAAUCCUACAUUUUCUGCAGGAACUAACGGCCCAAGACAACCAUGGCAUGAUUUGCAUUGCAAAAUUGAAGGUCCUGCUGCUUAUGAUAUCCUGAAGAAUUUUGAGCAGCGCUGGCGGAAGGCUACAAAAUGGCGGGAAUUUAGUCUACGUUUUAGAAAAACAUCCCGAUGGCAAGAUGAUGCACUAAUAAAACUUGAACGAAUUUCAUGGAUACUUAGUCCUUCACCUUCUGUUCCAGAUGAUGAUCCAAGCCUAUGGGUUUCCCGGGAGGAAGAUUCUGAUCACUGGCAUGUUCAGGUCUUUAGAUCCAUAGACUCUGGAUCAGUAAAAGGAUUUCCCAGCAAUGUCCAAGAAGCUAUGAAUGUGAAUCUUGUUUGUCAAAAGAAUCUGGUUAUUGAUAAGAGCAUCCACACAGCAUAUGUAAAGGCAAUCAGAUCGGCCCAACAUUUCAUAUAUAUCGAAAAUCAGUAUUUUCUUGGUUCUUCAUUUGCUUGGCCAUCUUAUAAGAACCCAGGUGCCGAUAACCUGAUACCCAUGGAGUUAGCCCUGAAAGUUGCCAGCAAAAUUAGAGCGAAUGAGCGAUUUGCAGUUUAUGUGGUUAUGCCAAUGUGGCCUGAAGGAGAUCCAAAUUCGAAUGCCGUGCAAGAAAUUCUUUUUUGGCAGGGCCAAACAAUUCAGAUGAUGUACGAAAUCGUGGCACAGGAGCUUAAAUCCAUGAACCUUGAAAAUGCACAUCCACAAGACUACCUUAAUUUCUAUUGUCUUGGCAACCGUGAAGAAACACCAGCAGAUAAACUGCAGCAAGAUGAUCAAUUUCUGGAAAAAUCCCCAGCGACUUUGUCCCAAAAGUUCCGGCGGUUCAUGAUAUAUGUUCAUGCAAAAGGGAUGAUUGUAGAUGAUGAGUAUGUGAUAGUUGGUUCAGCCAAUAUUAACCAAAGAUCUUUGGCUGGUUCAAGAGAUACUGAGAUAGCCAUGGGAGCCUAUCAGCCUCAUCAUACAUGGACUAAGAACAGAAGACAUCCACACGGCCAGGUAUAUGGAUAUCGGAUGUCACUGUGGGCAGAGCAUAUGGGGAUGUUAGAUGACCGCUUCGAGGAGCCCAACAGCUUGGAGUGCGUAAAAUUCGUAAACAAGACGGCCGAGGAUAACUGGUCGAGAUAUACUGCUGACGAAAUGACGGCGCUCACAGGUCACCUACUAAGAUACCCUAUUCAGGUGGAAGCUGAUGGUAACGUGGGUCCCCUGCCCAACCAUGAGUGUUUUCCUGAUGUUGGUGGGAAGGUUUUAGGUGCCCCUAAUGCUCUUCCUGAUACACUAACCAUGUAACAUGUUUAAUUUGAUUGCGAUUGUUGGAAAGCGAUCCACAAUAAAGGUCCUUCUAAGGUUGUGGCAUUUGGAACUGUAUCCUUAUCAUUAUUUGAGUGGGUAAAGAAGGUUGAAAGGUUGCUUCUGUAUGUAUGCUUCUCUCAUCUCAAAUUUGUUCUUGACAUUAUUGAGUGGGUAUAGAAGGUUAAAGUGGGUGAAA
Molecule: messenger RNA, 2951 nt
Organism: Musa acuminata subsp. malaccensis (wild Malaysian banana)
Lineage: Eukaryota; Viridiplantae; Streptophyta; Magnoliopsida; Zingiberales; Musaceae
Product: phospholipase D delta
Biological process (GO): phosphatidylcholine metabolic process; phospholipid catabolic process
Cellular component (GO): plasma membrane
Molecular function (GO): D-type glycerophospholipase activity; calcium ion binding
Source: RefSeq, a predicted model, not a curated record